Molecule: messenger RNA, 1557 nt
Organism: Drosophila rhopaloa
Lineage: Eukaryota; Metazoa; Arthropoda; Insecta; Diptera; Drosophilidae
Product: cell wall protein DAN4
Exons: 1
Coding region: 1-1557 (518 amino acids)
Source: RefSeq, a predicted model, not a curated record
AUGACUCUUUCGAUUGCAACUCUCCUGUUGCUCUUCAUGGUGGCUGCCUUUGCAGCAGAUCCUUCUUUGAAUAAGCCGGCAGGCAUCGAGGACUUUCCGGACUUUGACGAUACUCCGGAUUCCGACGUUGUUACAGUAGCAGAGGCUUCAAGUGGAUCCAGAGGAUUAACGGAAGCCACAAUUAUAACUGGAACCACUAUUUCUUCAGACAUUACCACAAAUGUUCCCAAAACUGCUUCCUCAGCCGGAUCAUUAAAUGUUAGCACAUCUCAUUCCGCACAAGAUUCCUCAACUGUGCGAACCACAAAAGGUUCUGCAACGAAUGAUUCUACAACAAUUGCUCUCACCACAGUUUCAACAACCACAACUUCUACAACAGCUGUGUCUACCACGGUUUCUACAACCUUACCAACAGAGUCCACAACAUCUUCUUCAGCCACAACCGAUUCUAUAACAAGUGAUUCCAGUACAGUUGAAUCUACAUCAUCUGUUUCCACCACAGAUUCUCCAACAACAGUUCAAUCUUCAACGUCUACCACGACAGAUUCCUCUACACUUUCUUCAACUACAACUGAUUCCACAACAAAUAAAUCUACAACUACCGUUUCCACCACAGAUUCAACAUCUGAUUCCACAACAGAUAACGUUACAACACCUGUUUCCACCACAGAUUCAAUAACUAUCUCAACCACUGAACAGCAAACCGAAGAAGAAAUCUUGUUCACCCUCCUGGCUGAAAAUUUCGGUGCCCUAAUCGAGUCCGAUUCUUUGCUCAAUGCCAUCAACACUUUAAACUGGAACAUAAGCACAGACCUUGAUAAUCAGUCUGAGUCUUUUUCCCUCAUAGAAAAUACCGAAGAGCUCCUGCAAAACACGUCGCAAGCGAUUCUAUCUUGGGAAGUCGAUCUUCUUCAAGGAGUCGUCAAUUCCAUUCAAAAGAUAGACUUAUUUGCCAACCGAUCAAUCGACACCGUAUCUCAAUUGCUAAGAUUUCAAAAGCUGAACCAAGAUCGGGUUAAAAACCUUGGGAAUAAACUUGACGUCACCCAAGGACAAAUCCUGCUCAAAUCGAAGGGAUUGGACAACAAACUGAACUUUGUUAGCCAAAUACUAAAGGGAUACAUCGAGCCAAAAGUAAAUAAUUUAAAAGAAUCGUUUGCUAACUUAAAUACUUCGCAAGUCAAUUCUCUAGUUGAGCUGAAGAACCUUCCAAUAAUUACAAAUCUUACCGAAACUUCUAUUAUUAAGUUAUCAUCCUUGAGUAACCAAUUAGCUGUAUUUAACCAAACUCAAGAAAGUAGUUUGUACUCCCUGGAAACCGCAGUUAAAGACUGGGCCCCCACUAACUUCAACGCAAUCAACGAUCUCAUUCAGGCUCUAAGUAUUUCACAAAAACGUACCGAUUUGGCAUUGGCCAUCUGCGGAUCUUCGGACUAUAAUCCUAAUAGCUAUUCUAGUGAUUUGGAUAACUACAAUAAUUACAACGUCGGUAUCGGCUCAGAACCUAUUACUCAUCAGAUUUCAAGUGACGAGGAUAAGACAUUACCAAUAAACUAA